AUGGACGAUCCCUGGGGCUCGCCUUGGGCACUACCAGAAACAACAGCAAAGAAUGACCCUCCGACAUCAUCACCUCCAAAAAAUCUACUCAGUCCACCCCCAAGAGCUUUCUUCGGUAGCGCAUCAAACUUUCAAACCCAAUCUCCAUGGGCGACUGAAGGUGGACUCGGAGAUUGGACUGGUACGGAGCAGAGCGAUGUUGCGGCAAACACUGCGGAUUGGGGAGUAUGGGCAGAGCCAUCUCCGCUGAUUUCCCAGUCGAGUCCGAGACCAGACGAAUUUGGUAAAAGGAGUUCCGUUGCAUUACCGAGCAGCGCCGCGACAUCUCCAGGGCUAAGGCCACUCCCACGAUCUCGAACAUCUUCCGUAUACCGUCAUCACUCGCCAGAUCCAUGGGCUACCGAAGUAUCGCUACACGAUAAAAAGGACGACUCUUCGACGCCUGUGAAUGCACUAGGGAUCAGCAACGUAGAUUCUCAGCAUGAGUUGAGCAACCCUCCCAUGCUAGCAGUACCAAAGCAAGAUGUCACAAAUAUCCAAGAAACAAGGGAGGAUAAUACUAAGUUAAAGGAGGAAAUUGAACAGAUUCCAGCCGAUGGAUUACAAGUAUGGGAACUGCCAUCGCCGUUGUCAGGCAUCGAAAAACGUCAAGAUUCGGGAUUUGAUUCAGCACCUAAGAUCGACGUUCAGGAUGCUCUAUCCAGACCACCAUCUACAGCCUCGCUCAAUAGCUCUAAUGGGUUGGACCAUCAGGACUCUCCGAUCACGUCUAUUGACGAGGAUACUAGGUCACGCCUUCAGAAUAGUUCUAGGAAAGCUUCAGGCAAGGUCCAGGAGCUUGUAGGAAUGUAUGAUUGUUUAGCAAAGAUUCCUAUAGAAGAGUCAUCUGCAUCAACACGACUUGAACCACCGAAUGGAGAGAGUGGAAGGAGGUCUAGAUCGCCAAGCCAGAUCGGAAGCACAGGCGGGGAUACUGAUUUUGGCGAUUUUGAAGACGUGCGGAGUGAGGAUGGCGAACCAGCUUUCGAUUCAAACACCCCACUGGCAGCUCCCAAAAGAUUAUAUACACCCACACCUCAGCCCGAAGACACCCCUACCGAGAACCACAUUAGUGAGCACUUGGAGCGCAAUACCUCAACAGCAGCAAAAGUCUCCGUACCGGUUCAGCAGCUUAUUGACAAGUUCGGCCCUAUACAGUUCGAUAUUGACUUUCAAUUAGUUGAUAAGCUCUUCCCCGACCUUUCCCAAGGCUUAAAGGGGGAUGUAAAUGCAAGAGAGAGCAGCGAUGUCCCGGAUCAAAUCAUUAAGGAUAGCUUCACGACAAUUUCAGAGCGUAAAACUUGGUACCGUCUCUCCCGUUAUGGGUCAAUGCGUAAGCAUGACUUGGGAGAUGAUGAUAACUACCAUAGAGUGGAAUGGCCGACAUCCAAUCUACACGGCGAUGUCAUAAAAAUCGUUAGAAGAUGGAUGGAGGAGGAUUCGAUAUCUGGACGGGUCACGCUUGGGGCUGGUAUACGGACGAGUGUCUUUAAUUGGGGUUCUUCUGCAGCCCCCGUCGACCUAGUAAAUCACAGCUUAGAACAGCCGGUACAUGCAGCGAGUUCUCGUCCUAAAGCGAUAUCAAUAAAAAGUCCGAUAAAACCCCCCGAUAUGACCCCCAAAUCUCGACCAGCUUCCAUUCCCAGUUUCAACUGGAGCUCGGAUACUAAGUCAUCCCCUAUUACGCAUUCAAUUGCCAGUAGCGAUGACGAUGGCGACCACUACAGUUAUCUCAAGGCGAGGCUAGUGGAGAAAAUGAAGAAGAUGACUGGGGCGAAAUGGUGUCGUCGCCUCGGGUAG
Daldinia childiae is the source of this 1839-nucleotide messenger RNA. RefSeq lists its product as uncharacterized. The record is from RefSeq and is a predicted model, not a curated record. The transcript is spliced from 3 exons. NCBI's taxonomy places the organism in Eukaryota, Fungi, Ascomycota, Sordariomycetes, Xylariales, Hypoxylaceae. Bases 1 to 1839 code for a protein of 612 amino acids.